Messenger RNA from Phalacrocorax carbo (great cormorant), 5220 nucleotides. The record is from RefSeq and is a predicted model, not a curated record. NCBI's taxonomy places the organism in Eukaryota, Metazoa, Chordata, Aves, Suliformes, Phalacrocoracidae.
GCCCCUCCCUCCGGCGCGGCCGCUCUGGCCCUUCGUCUCGCUGAUCCGGGCCCGGGAUUCCGCCUCCGUCCCGAGGAGCGGGCGCUAGCGGCCCCCCUCCCCGCUGACCCCCCGCCCGCCAUGGCGGCCCCCCCGGCGCUGCUGGCGCUGGCGCUGGCGCUGAGCGGGGUGCGGGGGGCCGCCGGCGGCGACUGCAAGGGGCAGCGGCGGGUGCUGCGGGGACCCUCCGGCUUCGUCACCGACGGCCCCGGCAACUACUCGGUCAACGGCAACUGCGAGUGGCUGGUGGAAGCCCCCAGCCCGCGGCACCGCGUGCUGCUGACGUUCACGUUCAUGGACACGGAGUGCGCCUACGACUACCUGUUCGUGUACGACGGGGACUCCCCCCGCAGCCCCCUCCUCGCCAGCCUCAGCGGCAGCACGCUGCCCGCGCCCCUCGAGGCCACCUCGGGCAAGAUGCUGCUGCACCUCUUCAGCGACGCCAACUACAACCUGCUGGGCUUCAACGCGACCUACAGCGUGUCGCUGUGCCCGCGGGGCUGCGGCCUCGGCCGGGGGGGCUGCGACCCCCGGGGGCGCUGCCACUGCCCGCCCGCCUGGGGGGGCCCCGACUGCGCCCGCCCCCACUGCGCCACCUACUGCCAGCCCCACGGCGGCGCCUGCCACCCGGUCACGGGGCGCUGCGAGUGCCGGCCGGGCUUCGUGGGGCGCGCGUGCGACCUGGCGCUGGGGGAGAACCGGGGGGGCGGCCGCUGGUACAACGUCAGCGAGGGGGACCCCGACUUCGCGCCCCGCACCGCCGCCGCCGGCGUCCUGCCCCGCGCCGGGGCCCUCUACGUCUUCGGGGGGCUGGACCUCAACCGGGCGCUGGGCGACCUCGUGCUCUACAACUUCACCACGAACCGCUGGUCGCGGCUGGAGCUGACCCCGGCCCCGGCCCCCCGGCACUCGCACGUGGCCGUGUGCUGGCGCGAGGCCCUGGUGCUGAGCGGGGGGGAGCUGGAAGGGGGGGCGCUGGCCCGCGACGUCUGGCUCUUCGACCCCUUCCGGGGGGGCUGGCGGGAGCUGCACCCCCAAAACGGCACCCGGCCCCCCGGCCUGGCCGCCCACGCCGCCGCCCUCGUCGACGACUGGCUCUACAUCUUCGGAGGCCGCACGGCCGAGGACGUUUUCUCGUCCCAGCUCUUCCGCUUCCACCUGGAGACGCGGGUGGAGCGGGUGGUCCCGUGGGGCGGGAAGCCCCCCGCCGCCGCCGGCCACUCCAUGGUCUUCCACCCCCCCUCCCGCACCCUCCUCGUCUACGGGGGGCACCGGCCCUCCACCGCUCGGUUCAGCAUGCGGGUGAACACGACCGACCUCUUCCACGUGGAGCUGCGGCACUGGACGACGCUGCGGGCUCGGGACGGCGGCCGCGGCCCCCGCGAGCGCGCCUUCCACUCCGCCACCGUCAUCGGCGACUACAUGGUGGUCUACGGGGGGAACGUGCACAUCCACUACCACGAGGAGAAGUGCUACGAGGACGAGAUCUUCUUCUACCACCUCGGCUGCCACCAGUGGGUGCCCAGCGCCGAGCUGGCCCACGGGCUGCCCCACGACCAGGGGUCCCGGGGGUCCCCGGGGCAGGGCCGCUACGCCCACGUGGCCGCGGUGCUGCGGGGCAGCGUGCUGCUGGUGGCGGGGGGCUUCAGCGGGGUCCCCCGCGGCGACCUCCUGGCCUACAAGGUGCCGGCCUUCGUCUUCCAGGUGCCGGCCCAGAACUACCACCUGGACUACUGCUCGCUCUACGGGGAGAGGGGCACCUGCACCAAGGACCCCCAGUGCGCCUGGUGCCUCGGGGGGUGCCAGAGCCCCGCGCCCCCCACCAACUGCCCCAGCACCGGCUGCCUGGGCCUGGCCCGGCUGCUGGUGGACUGCGAGUCCUGCCUGGCGUUUGGGGGGGCCGGGGGGGGGCCCCCCCGCGCCCCCGGCCCCCUCGGCUGGUGCGUGCAGAACGACACCUGCAUGCCCGUGGCGGAGCAGAGCCGGUGCCGUGUGGGGCAGAUCUCGGGGACCUACGGGUGGUGGGGCCCGCGCCCCGCCUUCGUGACGGCGCUGCAGCACUGCCGCACCGCCAACUUCCUCCCCGGGCUGCACCUCGUCACCUACCAGCAGCCCCGCAACGACUCCCAGCCCGACAAGGUCUCCAUCGUCCGCAGCACCACCAUCACGCUCAGCCCCAGCGGCGACACCGACGUCUCCCUCGUGUACCGGGGGUUCAUCUACCCGCUGCUGGGACCCCCGCCCGCCCCCGGCCCGGACCCCGGCCCCAGCGUCUGGGCGCGCAUCCAGCGCCUCUACGUCGUCGCCCGCCUCGGGCGGCACCCCAACUCCCCUGAGCUGGAGGAGGUGGGGCGCUGGUCGGUGCAGCAGGAGCGGGAGACGCGCCCCCUGCAACGCCCCCGCCCCGAGCGGCUCUUCCGGGCGCCCGAGAGGGGCAACAAGUACGCGGUGCAGGUCGAGGGGCACAUCAACAGCUCGGGCAGCGGCCAGAGCAGCGAGCUCACCCUCGUCUGGGACCGCACCGGCGUCCCGGGGGGCAGCGAGAUCUCCUUCUUCUUCCUGGAGCCGUUCCGCUCCCCGCCGGGGCGCUGCCCCUCGUACCCCUCGUGCCUGGCCUGCCUGGCCGACCAGGGGUGCGGGUGGUGCCCCCCCAGCGCCUCCUGCCACGGCCGCCUGCACCCCCCGGGGGGGCUCUGCGGGGGCGACGGCGGCGGCCCCCGCCUCGUCCUGGCCCCCGCCAACUGCGUCCUGUGCGAGGACCACCGGGACUGCCACGCCUGCGCCGCUGACCCCUUCUGCGAGUGGCAGGUUCACAGCAGCAAAAAGGGCGACUUCGUGUGCAGCCGUCGGGGGCGGCAGGCGGGGGCCAUCCGCGACCCCCAGCACUGCCCCAGCCUCUGCAGCCAGCGCCGCUCCUGCGCCGCCUGCCUCUCCGACUCCAGCCAGUGCGCCUGGUGCCAGUCCACCCGCAGCUGCUUCUUCUUCGCCGCCUACUUGGCCAAGUACCCGUACGGCGACUGCCGGGGCUGGUACGACAGCGUGCACUCGGUGCCGCAGUGCCUCGACUGCUCCCGCUUCAACACGUGCCGCGAGUGUCUGCAGAACCUCGAGUGCGGCUGGUGCGGCGACGCCGACAACCCCACGCUGGGACGGUGCCUGGAGGGGGACUUCUCGGGGGUGCGGGGUUACCCCAACUGCUCGGUGGCGCUGGGGGAGCCGGGGGGGCUGCGCCCCGGGCGGGGGGCUGCCUGGGCCUACGGGCAGUGCCCCGACGUGGACGAGUGCCGCCUGGGCAUGGCCGCCUGCCACCCCUUCGCCGCCUGCCACAACACCCCCCAGGCCUUCGAGUGCCGCUGCCGGCGCGGCUACGCCGGGGACGGCGUCACCCACUGCAACCGCACGUGCUACGAGGACUGCGGCCACGGCUACUGCAGCGGGGCCCCCAACUUCACCUGCAUCUGCCACCUGGGCUGGACCUCGCCCCCGGGGGGCGCGGGGGGCGCCGGGGGGGGCGCCGGGGGGGGCGCCGGGGGGGGCAGCGCGGCCCCCCUCUGCUCCGUGGACUGCGGCUGCCACUUCCACAGCACCUGCGAGACGGCCGGGCCCGGCGUCUGCGACCGCUGCCAGAACUGGACGCAGGGCGAGCGGUGCCAGCUGUGCCGGCCCGGCAGCUUCGGGGACGCGGCGGGGGCGGGGGGCUGCCGGCAGUGCCAGUGCCACGGCCACGGGCGGCCCGAGCGCGGCCACUGCCACGCCGCCACCGGCGCCUGCUUCUGCGCCCCCCCCACCGAGGGGCCGCGCUGCGAGCGCUGCGCCCCCGGACACUUCGGGGACCCCCGGGACGGGGGCACGUGCUACCGGGAGUGCGGGGGCCGCUCGCUGGUGGCCAACCUCUCCGAGCCCCUGGCCCUGGGGUCCCGGCUGGCCGCGGGGGUCCCGGCGCCCGCGGGGGGCCUCUCGUACUGCGUGUGGGUGCUGUCGGCCACGGGGAGCCUGGAGCCCUGCCCCCCCGGGGACCCCUGCCCCACCAUCAGCCUGACCCUGCAGCCCGACCUGAGCACCCCCUGCAUGACCAGCUACGCCUACGCCUUUGACGGGGUGCCGGCCUUCCUCGACAGCGGGGUGCUGCAGGGGGACCCCACGCUGCUGGGGGCCUUCUGCGGGCGCGGCCGCCCCGAGCCCCUCACCCUGGAGGCCCACUCCGGGGUGCUGGUGCUGUACUACGAGGCCAACGGCAGCGAGCCGACGGGGUUCAACGCCAGCGUGGGGGUCCAGAGCUGCCGCCCCCCCUGCGCCGGGGGGCAGGAGUGCCGGGGGGGCCGCUGCGUCUGCCGGGGGGGGCACGGGGGGCCCGGCUGCCGCCAGCCCCUCUGCCCCGGGGACUGCGGGGCUCCCGCCGGGCACGGCGCCUGCAACGCGACCCUGGGGGUCUGCGUCUGCAGCGAGGGCUUCGCCGGCCCCGACUGCUCGGUGCCGCUGGGGCCGGGCAGCCUCGUCUGGGAGACCCUCGUCGACGGGCACCUGGCGGCCGACACGGCCAGCCGGUUCCUGCACCGCCUGGGCCACAGCCUGGUGGAGGGUCCGGAGGGGACGCUCUGGAUGUUCGGGGGGCUCUCGCUGUCCCAGGGGCUGCUGGGAAACGUCUACAGAUACUCCAUCGCCGAGCGCCGCUGGACGCAGAUGCUGGCGGGGGCGGAGGACGGGGGUCCCGGCCCCUCGCCCCGCUACUUCCACGCGGCCGCCCCGCUGCCCGCCCGCCGCGCCAUGCUGGUGCUGGGGGGGCUGACGGCGGCGGGGGUGGCCGGCGACGCCUGGCUGCUCAACCUCACCACGCUGCAGUGGCGCCAGGAGCAGGACGCGGCACUGCCGGCGGUGGCGGGGCACACGCUGACCCCCCGGCGCGGGACCUCGCUGCUGCUCAUCGGGGGCUACUCGCCCGAGAACGGCUUCAACAAGAAGCUGCUGCAGUAUCACGUCGAGACGGAGAGCUGGGAGGUGGGGCAGCAGGCCGGGACCCCCCCCACAGGUAACGGGGACCCCCAGCUCCUCGGGGCAGCGGGUACCGCCCCAGCACCCCGCAGCGAGGGGCUGGGACCCCCCAGUAAUGGGGCUGGGACCCCCAGCUCCUCGGGGCAGCGGGUACCGCCCCAGCACCCCGCAGCGAGGGGCUGGGACCCCUCA